Messenger RNA from Meloidogyne enterolobii, 774 nucleotides. The record is from the annotation of a GenBank genome assembly. Lineage: Eukaryota; Metazoa; Nematoda; Chromadorea; Rhabditida; Meloidogynidae.
AUGCAGAGGGAACUUCCGAUACGGGAGAAUGGUUUCUACCUUUCAACUAUCCUUGGCAGCAAUUUAAACAUUUCUCUUUUAAAUUCUGAUGAAAGGUACAAAUACAAAAAGGAAUACGAAUCUUUCAAAUUAUCUGUUACUUUUGUGAUUCUUGCCAUUUUUGUUUUGGCUUAUAUUCUGCCGCCGUUUAGGAUAAUUGAUGCACUCUGUAAUUUUCUCCUUGUUUGGUAUUAUUGCACUUUAACCAUCCGUGAAUCAAUUCUUCGUCUAAAUGGAUCUCGUAUUAAAGGUUGGUGGGUUUUGCAUCAUUACAUUUCUUGUGUACUUUGUGGAAUUACUUUAACUUGGAGAGAUGGAGAUUGUUAUGAUCAAUUUAGACAUGUUUUUAUUUAUUUUGUUUGUUAUAUUGGCUCUGUCCAAAUAAUUCAAUAUAAAUACCAGACUGGCUGUUUGCGACGAUUACAUGCUUUGGGACAACGUCACUGUAUGGAUGUAACUUUAGAAGGAUUUAGUAGUUGGAUGUUUAAAGGAUUGACUUUCCUUCUACCUUUUUUAAUUGUUGGAUAUGCUUUCCAAGGCUAUUGUUCCUACAGACUUUUUGACAUUUAUUUACAUAAAGAUUGUUCUCGUGAAUGGCAAGUAAUUGUUUUGGCUAUUAUGUUUGCAAUUAUUUUUAUUGGAAAUUCUGUUACUUUGGGCCUAGUCAUUAUAAAGAAAUAUGCCAAAUCGGACCUUUCAAAGCUUCCAAACAAAUAUCGAGAUAAAACGUUAUAA